Molecule: messenger RNA, 336 nt
Organism: Rotaria sp. Silwood1
Lineage: Eukaryota; Metazoa; Rotifera; Eurotatoria; Philodinida; Philodinidae
Source: the annotation of a GenBank genome assembly
AUGUAUAUGAGUCAACAAUUGAAUAAUACUGUUGCACCUUUUCUUACUGAUCAAGAUUUAAAUAAAAUGUUCCAUUAUAUUUUUGAACUCUAUGAUUAUGAUGCUUCAGGAAAAUUAGCUUUUGAAGAUUAUAUAAUACGUGAACGUGGUCAACAAGUAUUUAAUUAUCUCAAUAAAUAUAACAAUUUAUCAUAUUUAAAUAAAAUGAAAUCAGACGAUAAUUCAUCGAGUAUAUUAAAUAAUAAUUUUCAAGAUCAUUGGAAUAAAGUUGAUAUUGAUGGGACUGGACGUGUAUCAAAAGAUAAAUUUAUUGAUUAUAUAAGCAAAAUCAAAUGA